AUGGCCUUCCAGGUGCCACACGUUCCUCGCCGCAGGACUUCUUACUCGAGUCCUCGCCCGCCCACUCUCGAUAUUCCCCCUUCCUCACAGGCACAACCCGAUGACGACACCGCCCAAUGGGUCCUAUUCUCACCGACCGCUCGCACGCACACGACCUCGACCGAGCGCACCCGGACUAUAGGUGCCACUCGACUAAGUGAUUUUGGUUCAUUUGCCGCGACACGGUCAGCCACCGGAGCAGACGAGGACACCGAUGCCCUCGAUGAUCAGUUGGAUGAAGACGGGACCGAGUUGGACAGCCUGGAUGAGGGAUUACAUGCCUUUCGGGCUCCGUCUUUGGGCCCAACAUCCCCUACGCGGUUGGAUCAGGGUCCACCAGCUAUGCUUCCAGCCCAUGAUGGGCUAGGUAGCUUCCAAGCUUCUGGUCAGGCAGUCCAGGACCAAUUAUGGCAGCACGAACAAUACAACCCGCAAAGGCUGUCUUACGCUCAUUUGCAACAUCGUCGUCGUUCAAGCGUGCAAAGGCAUUUGGAUAACGUCGGCGAUGGGGAAGCAAAUGUCGAAAGAGAGCGUUGGCAGCGCAUCGAAGAGUGGCGUAUGGAUCAAAGUCGGGCUUUGUUCCAGGAGAUCGAACGAGAGACUCGUCAGCGACGGACCAGUCGAGUCAGCCGGGUGAGCGUUGACCGCUCCGCUGAGCGCUCCGUCGAUCAUGCCACACAGUCAGAUGUUGCCGAUGCACCCCGAGACAAUUCGCCUCCGGAAGGCGUGUCGAAGGAGGAAGAAUCAUUCUGGCGCCGCAUCACGCGAAAGGUGAUUCGCGACCUUCUCGGCAUUGAUGAUGCCUUACUCUCGGUCAUAUUCGGGGAGUCUUUGCCGCUGGACGCGCAAAUUGACAACCAAGAAGACACCCUUAACAUGGAAGCAAUACUGGCCCGCGAGCCUGAACCAGUGUACAAUGAUUCACCGCCAUGGCAGAGCAAGGUACUUCAACAUAUCGCGCACGAACUGGGUGUUCUUGUUAAUCAACUUUGUGAACACCCGGGCGCUUUUACGACUUAUUAUCAAAUGACCAAAGAUAUAUCCGCCGAAUAUGCUGGCAUGUCACUAAACCGACUAGCAGACAGCAGCAGUUCCCAAGGACCUGGCGAGUCCUCUAUGCCAACUGCUGUAGAUACCACCGGCGAGUCCAUGCUAUCUCCACACUUCCUGCCUACUCUUCGCGACUCCAAUCGGGAGCACGAGGCCCAAUGGGGUAUCGAGGAUGACGACCCGAAGACAUCUGGCCUGAUGGCUGAAUCCACCAAGCUCCACCAGGAAGCUGAGUAUUGGGAGCGCGGCCUUGACGUCAUGAUGGUUUUCCGUUAUCUCCGCAACCGCUUCAGUCGUCGAGGAUACAUGCCCAACGACUCUAGCACCAACACCAACGCCAACACGCCAACUCCACCGCGUCGAGCCCAAGAUGCAUCCCGUCGCGCUGCCAUAAUUCGGCAUCACCAUCCCCUUGUGGCGCGCGCCCACUCCCGCUCCCAAACACAAACUCGUCGCCAGUCGCAGUUUUCAGGUGUUACGAAUCCCGCAGGUGUCUCAUCGCCCCUCCUGCGACCUCAUCUUCGCCGCCCUGGCUCCAGUUGUGCUAGCCAAAGUGCCAAGCUUUCGGCUAUCUCCAGCCGACGGACUAUGACAGGAUCCAGUAGGAACUACUGGGAUAUCGGCGGUAGUGAAACCAAUAGUGCUAUUGGUGUCGGAGCUGGGCUCGGCAUCUGGGCCGAGGCUUGA
Penicillium brevicompactum is the source of this 1776-nucleotide messenger RNA. RefSeq lists its product as uncharacterized. The transcript has a single exon. Bases 1 to 1776 code for a protein of 591 amino acids. The record is from RefSeq and is a predicted model, not a curated record. Lineage: Eukaryota; Fungi; Ascomycota; Eurotiomycetes; Eurotiales; Aspergillaceae.